GGGAGAGUGAGAGGAAGAAAUGGGACUGUAAGGGGAGGGGAAAGUAAGAUAGGGGAAGGGGGAGGGGUGGGGGCUUUAGUUAAUAGAAAAUAGACUCUGAGAGAUAAGUAAUAUGUAAAUAGGAAAUGUAUCCAAAUUUACCUCUGGGAGCGAGCCAGUGUGAGAGACAGAAUAAUGUGGCAGGGAGCCUCAGGUGCAGCUGGGAGGAGAGGAGGCGGGGCAGUGAGCAAGAGGCUAAGGGAGAGAGAGUGAGAAAGAGGGAGGGUGUAUGUGUGUGUGUGCGCGUGUGUGUGUGAGUGAGAGAGAGAGAGAGAGAGAGAGAGAGAGAGAGAGAGAGAGACUGAGUGUGCAAGCUAGAGAGAUUGUGUGGAGAGGGAGGGAGGGAAGUGUAAGCCAGUCACAGCAUCUCUCCUUCUCACUGCACCAGGGCUGAGGGACUCUUCGUCCCCUCGCUUCCCUCGCUGCAGAUUUAACUCAUUUCCAUCAGCGCAGUCAUCUUUUUUUUUCUUGCUUUUUACUUGCUGCUUUUGACAGAUGCAUUGCAUUCAUCUCUUUCUCUAUGCCAGGAUUUAAGGAUCUGUUUAUUGAAAACACGGGUUGUCCUGUUUAACGGAAUUAAAAGGGGGACGUUUGCAGAGGACAGUGCUUAAGACUGGGACUCCGACUGAGACUUGGUCUUUUCUUUAUGCUGCUAGAGUGGAUUCCCCUUUUGUUGCGCUGCCAGUGUUUUGUUCAGGGCGACAGACAUACCAAGAGAGGAGUUAAAUACGAAGCUGUAGGAUCCCAUACCUCUAGAACUAAACAGCGUGCAUACUUAGAGGGACUAAGGCAAGUUAGAAAAUCUACGGUUGUGCUAGGUGCUUGAGGAGAAGGUGCUAAGCCUCUCUGUGCCAGUGCUUCAGGAUGUCACAACAAAAAUGCAAAUAACAAGUAUACGGGAUAAAAAAAGUGGAUUGCUGAUUGAUCCCCACACCCCUCUCUGCAAGUGUCUGCCACAGGAUUGCUGAGGAGCCGAAGUGAGUGGAGCACUGAGUUAUUCAGCUGGCCUCUCAUUGCUCCUGGAGAGUCCUUUCACCUGCCUGCAUGGGAGUCUGACAUUCAACGCUUUCAUCAGCUACUGGACUUUUACAUUUGUUUGUCUUUCGCGACUUGCAGUCCAGAACACUGAGAGGCAAGUUUGCACAUUUGGAUUUAAACUUUAAAUCACUUUAAUGGCAGAAGUCAUCCAGACAUUUUGACCCGCUUGGUUGUUACCUCAUUCUGCCUGGGGAUGCCUUGUAAACACAUUUUCCCCCCAGCGCCAUGUGUGUUGAGAGAGCUGUGACAUUAUCUCCUGCGGAGAUCCCCAUGUUGUUCUAGCCUGUGUCUGUGUUUUGAUUCAGACAAUAGCUGGGCAUACAUGGGCUCCAGACACUGACCAGAGGACCACCAAAAUAAGGGAAGCCUGCUGUUACAUAGUAAACACGCUAGCACCCAUGGCACAGUGAAACUUUGGAUUGUACUGAAGGGUUGAUUUACAGAGAUGGAUGUAAUUAUACACCGAGAGAGACUCCUAAGAAGCUUUUUUCCCCUCAGCAAUAGCUGCCUAAAAUGUUUUUUUGAAAGGUAACUGCAUUCAGUACGUUUCAUCUGAUAUUUGAAAUAGGGGCCAUAUGCUGUUUGCGUAUUUGAUCUCCUUUGAUGAUCUGUCAAGAGAGGACAGCACUGUACUUUGCUUCACGCUUUAACCUCUUCAUAUGGUUUCCUCCCUCGCAUCUUCUGUGCUCUCUGCCCUUGUGAGGACAGCUUAUGCCGUCAGCCUCCCGAUGGCAACCCUCAUUAGAAUCAGGAGAUGAGGCCACAGACUGGCAGGCAAAGCAGCAGGGAAACUCGCCUUUGGGAUAGAUGCUGGCCGCAACACUAAUGCUGCCCUGCCCUAGGUUUACUGAUGGAAUACAGCUUUUUCCCUCUCUCUACUCCUGACUGUUACCCACCCACUACUUUCACUAACCAUGAGUGAUUGGCAAAGGAGAGCUGAACGGGUUGUCCUACUCUCCCAGAGGCUGUAUUGAUUUUCCUCCAGUCAGUGUUCAUUUGAUUGAGACCCAGCUAUGUGAGAGUAAGGUGAAAGAGAGAGUGAGUGUGCUAGAGAGAGUAUUGAGCUCCGUUAACUGAGGGAGGUUGCAGACGCCCAGUAAGGAGCGGGAGGGGGCCGGCAGUUCUCCAGUUUCAGGCCAGCUGCCUUAUGGGUGGCACACCACAAACCUGACCCACCUGGAUAGCACCCAGAACAAUGAACCAGUCUGAACUGACAACGGACCCGGUGCUCACUGCCAACAGCAGCCAUGGAGACCUCUUUCCUGGAAGGGCCUCCAACCACUCCUGUCCCUUGGGCUGGGGGCGGAAUGAAGGCCUGGAGGCUUGCGUCCUGGAGACUGCUGUCAUUGUACUUCUGACAGUGCUCAUUAUUGCAGGGAACCUGACGGUAAUCUUUGUGUUCCACUGUGCCCCUCUUCUACAUCACUACACCACGAGCUACUUCAUCCAGACCAUGGCCUACGCUGAUCUGCUGGUGGGUCUUAGUUGCCUGGUGCCCACCCUGUCUCUACUCCACUACCCAGCUGGUGUCCAGGAGCCCAUCACAUGCCAGGUCUUCAGCUAUGUUAUCUCUGUACUGAAGAGUGUUUCAAUGGCUUGCUUGGCCUGUAUCAGUGUGGACCGCUACUUGGCCAUAACUAAACCGCUAUCUUACAACCAGUUGGUGACACCAUGCCGGCUAAGAGGCUGCAUCACCCUCAUCUGUGUCUACUCAAGCCUGGUUUUCUUGCCCUCCUUCUUUGGGUGGGGUAAGCCAGGAUAUCAUGGAGACAUUUUUGAGUGGUGUGCUCACUCCUGGCCCACCUCUGCCCUUUUUACAGGCUUUGUAGUGUGCAUGCUCUAUGCACCUGCUGCACUUGUGGUCUGUUUUACCUACUACCAUAUCUUUCGCAUUUGCCAGCAACAUAAUAGGGAGAUCAGUGAACGGCGGGCACGUUUCCCAAGCCAGGAGAUGGAGGCUGGUGAGGGAGGUAGCAGCGGCGGGCAUCAGGGAGGGCAUGGACCAGAUCGCCGUUAUGCUAUGGUGCUCUUCCGCAUCACCAGUGUUUUCUAUAUGCUCUGGCUGCCCUACAUAAUCUACUUCCUGCUAGAGAGCUCCCAUGUGCUGGAUAGUCCUGCCCUCUCCUUCAUCACCACCUGGCUGGCCAUAAGCAACAGCUUUUGCAACUGUGUCAUCUACAGUCUGUCUAAUAGCGUGUUCCGCCUGGGCAUGCGUAGGCUCUCGCAGACAAUUUGCUCCUUCAGUCACUGUGCGGCUGAUGACAGGGAUUUUGUGGAACCUAAACCAAGGAAGAGGGCAAACUCAUGCUCCAUCUAAAGGGAUGACUUCUACAGGAUGAUGAUGAAGAUACUCCUGGAAUCAAUGAGUGGGAGACAUGAAUAUUAACAAGCCCAGGAGCUUGUUAACUUUCAGUUAAAUUGGCAGGGCUUGACUAAACAGAAAACACUUCCUGUUACAACAGCCUGUCAGUUGACACCAGUGACUUUGCCUUGGUCACAGUAAACUAUGGUUUAUUGCAUUACAAGCUUUUCAAGGAGAUGGGUGCAGUGUCUAAACAGAGGGAGUUAAUAACAGAUUGGCACUCUGUGGUGGCUUCUAUUCUAAGCUAUAUGACAUAGCUGUGGAUCACAUAGAAAGUAGUCUCCCCAUGGCUUCACUAGCCUUUGCAUCUCACUGUUUGUCAUUUGCCAGGUCAGACCUAGUGAGAAGACAAAACUGUAAAUUCAAAAAGAUUCACAGAUAUUUCCUCAGCCAUCAAAUGUGACCACUCUGUUUCAGACCUGUUAAAUUUUGUUAGUGUUUGUAAAUUCGAUCAACCUUCUACCGGAUGUCUUCGCACUUUCUAUGACUGUCAUUAGCAGAUAACUUACAUUUGCUUGUGCUCACAAAUCUGUUUAAAGAUUGUAAAUGAAUAUUAGGCAUUUAACUGUAUAACCACAUGAAGUGACAAUGAUAACAGCCAUUAUGCUGCUGAUAAAUAACAGUUGGUGUAUGGCCUUGACUGUUUUCUACAGGAAAGUAACCAGUCUUUUUCUGUGUAAGACUUUUGUGGUGAGUCUGUAAACAUGAUGUAAGUAGGUGAACAGGAGACAGAUGCAAAAAAAUAUUCGCGAUGUACAGGUCAGGUCCUCUGCCACAAUUUUUCCAAUUAAUAGAGUGAUUGGCCAGUCACCAAUCUGGCAGUUGGUUUGAAAUUUGGAAAGCUGUUUUCUCAGAUUUUCUGUUGAACAUGCUACAUAAUCAAACAGUGCACAGCAAUCUUAAACAGUAAAAAGUCCAAUAUUGCACUGUGUAGAUAGUUAUGCAAAACAUACAGCAUUAGACCAAGGACUGUAAAACUAUCUAAACUUAGAAGAGGAGUAUUGAAACCUUUAAAUUAAGUUUAAAUCCCCCAAACUGGAAUUAAUACUUUUUAUUUAACAUAUUUGUAAAUCUGUAAUGUAGACUGUCAAAUUUCCAGCAUAUUUAACACCAUGCCUACUGCAUUAGUGUGAUUUCUACAUGACAUGCUGCUUCCAUAGUUUACCAACCAGCUCCUUAUCUUUAGUCACUAAUUGAUCAGUGGACCCUUACUAAAAGCACCUUAUUUUCAGGACUCAGACCAAGGGUGUGUCAAGCUCACCCUGGACCAAGGCCUGUACUGAGGGCAGUGAACUGAUGCUCUCAUCAGAUGAAUACCCAGCACAGUGUUUUUUUUCCCAAGAUCCCUCAUAGGUUUUAUGAAAUAGCCCAUCAGCACCAGGAUUCCUACCAUUGUGUGGCAUUCCUGAUAUGGCUGUGUUAUGAGUAUUCUGCUAACAGUUUGAUGCAUGAGUGCUCAUGACAGCCAUUACUAACCAGGAAAUAAAUAUUACAUCCCUCUUCCCCUGUAUAUGGAGAGCCACGUAUACUGGAUAGUGACCACACAACAGAAGUAAGGAGCAGUAAAGAAGGUGAUAAGAAUUGGCAGUGAUGAACCUGAAGAUGCAGCCUGGUUUUAGGUGCUUUGCAUCAGUGGCGUGGCUGUCUUUGUUAGAGAUGAUAGUGGAUUUUAUUUCCUAGCAGUGGUGAGCAGAGGCUCAGGUUAAUGUGAUCUGAUCUGUCUGGAGGUUGCUGUGAGGUUAAAACUUAACUGAUCUGAAAUUACAUGCUUAGUUGUGACAAAGGUUUAAGGCUAUCAGUAGCUUAUCUUGUGUUUGUUUGUUGAACAACAGGCCAGACAAUGUUCAUUAUUUUUAAUUUGCCCCACUUUCUUUCAGCUGUACCAGUUCCAUUACUGUCAGGCAUUAGAAGUCACUGCAGGCCUGAAUGUCUUAACGACUUCUCAGUGGUUUUGUGAAUGAACCCAGUAUUUACUGUGCACGCUUCACAGGGUAAAACCUAACUGGGAAUCACAGUAUAAAUCGGGGGGGGGGGGGGUGACAUUGCAUUGGUAGCCGGGCUUGUUGAAAUUUCCUUAACACAUUUGUAACAGAUGACUGUGCUUUGUGAGCUUUUUCUUGGAGAUGGGUAGUUACCUUCAUUCUGCUAAAAAAAUAGCUCUUUUGUUCUUGUACUGUGCCCUCCCAGCUUGGAGACUGUUUUACCAAUCUGGGGUUUUUGAUAGACAAAUAGCAGAUGAUGUGCGCUGCUAAAGCAACCUGCAGACUGCCUUUGGUUAUGAUUCUCACCCUUUGCUACAGCACACUAGUAUAGUCAUUCCAGUCAGUUUACCUUGUACAUUCCCUUGAUCAUUGGAUCAGUGUCAAAACGUAAUUCAUUUCACAAGAAUACAGCCACGUACUAUAGCCAGCGACUUACGCUGAUUUCCCUCUUUGCUCAUAUAGUAUUGUUGGUCAUCUGUGGUUUAGGCCUCGCUUGUACUGUAUAUUUGUCCAUGCUAGAAACCAAGUGACACAGCAAACCCAUCCCCUUGAUAUUGUAACUGUUGUUCCAUUCUAUGCUGCUUAACAGUACCCUGUGUAAGUCAUUCCUCAUUUUAAAGCUGCAUUAAGUGAUUUUUGACUACUAGGGGCAGAAAGACUCCAGGCCUUUUGCUUAUUAUGUUUUAGUGACAUGUUAGCAAGCAGCUUGCCACUUGACAAAUCCAGCAGAAACCGAGUUACAUGAGCAUUCCAGUAGAGUCUUUCUGGCCACCUUAUGAAUGUAAGUAAAUAUUGUUUUUAAGCCAAGGUUUGGUAAACCACCAACAGAAAAAUAUAUGUGUCUCUUGGGUUAUCUACAUGCUCUACUUUCUUCACCAGCCACUUGUUUACUUCAGCUCUUUACAGUUUUGCAUGAGGUAGAUAACCUGUAGUCAACUUGAAAUAGUCACGUGCUGAGUGGCUUCCCAUGGUUUAUACUGUAUGUGCCGGCAGUGUUUUGGUUUUGUUGGUUGAGAUAACUGGGAUAACCAAAUCAGUGAGGUAAAAGCAGCUGUGUAAAGCUGCAGAAUAGGGUGUUGAUUCUCAGAGAGAUUAUCAGCAUUCAUCACCCUUUAACAUAAUCAGGAGUUAUUUGAUUCAGUGUUAAUAUUAAAAAACAUAUUGCUUUAUGCAGCUUUAAUGCAUUACAGAUUGUUCUGUAUACGUGCCUAAAGAUGUAUUUUGUAGGAAAAGUGAAAAGAAAAAAAAGAUGUUGAGAAAUAAUUAGCGUUACAUGGACAUGCUGCACUUUUUAAAAACUUUUUCCAGCUACAUGAACAUACCUUGUGUCCAUGUACACGUCUGAAGGCAUUUGAUUUAAUUUUCCAUAACUUUAUGGUAGGUUCUGUGGGGUUUCCACUUGAACCAAGAAUGGGUCAAGUCAUUAAUUUAUCAGUGUCGAUCUGACUUCUACCUACAAGUGGGUACAUGUCCUACUAUCUGACGUCUACAUCAUUUCUGUAAGAUAAGAGGAGACAGCAGAUUUGUCUGAGUCUUGUGAAUUUCCUUCAACAGCCAUAUGACCUGGCAUAUAUGAGGAAUAACAGUAGGGAAACACACAGCAUAGCCGUGUCAAAUAUUAGACUUAUAAUUAUUUUUUUAUUUUGUUAGCUUGUGUUUUUUGUGCUCCUUUGGAGCAUAGUGCAGUGAGGUAGUAGAUGAAAUUUAUAGGCUCUGAAUUAGUGCUGUAUUAUCUUCACAAUGUGGUGACAAACAACAACAAAAUAUUAUAUAAAACAGGAGAGAGAUAAAUUCUGUAAUGGCCUAAAAUAAAAUAGCUCAGUUGUUACCAUGUAAUGUAAAAGUUGGAAUAUUCCUUUAAAGUGGAGGUUACAGUAUUUGGUCAGAAGUUGCACAAAUAUUAAUUCCUUUGGUGGGCUUUUUUUGUAGCAGGUUAUGUUAAAUGCGUGUCUUGGCUCAGGGUUUCAAAACUCCAAGAGCCGUUGAAUGAGUAUUUAAAAAAUAAAUUGUUUAUAUGUGUCUGUAUUACACUGACCAAACUGAAGUGUUAGAAAAUCAAAACUGUUCUCUUGUUCAAACAAGUUGUCUUACUUUAAAGUGCAUUGAUAGGGGCUUUUAGUUGAGAGAGUUAAGUAAAGAGUUUAAUUACAGGUUGAUAUGUAUUUAUUUAUUAAAUUAUGUUAAAACCUUUACACAAUAUACUGUAUAUGAGUAUACUGUAUGUAAAGUGUGUGUAUCUGUUUUUAAUCUGCUGUACAGCCAAAAAAAUAAGACAAACAUUCUGACAAAGGUAUGGCGCACCCAUUUGUGUUAAAUCAAGUAGGCUGCUGAUGUUUUGAGUAGGAGGCAGAGUGUGUUAAAUUACACAGUAUCUAUUUUUUUAUUUUGAAAUUUUGUCAAAGGCUAUGGUUUUGCUGUUGCUGCCAACCCAAUAAAGGUGAAAAUAGUAGA
This is a messenger RNA of Lates calcarifer (barramundi perch), 7872 nucleotides long. It is a transcript of the gene gpr52, whose product is annotated as G protein-coupled receptor 52. The transcript has a single exon. The record is from RefSeq and is a predicted model, not a curated record. Gene Ontology annotation, cellular component: membrane. Gene Ontology annotation, molecular function: G protein-coupled receptor activity. Bases 2273 to 3394 code for a protein of 373 amino acids. Lineage: Eukaryota; Metazoa; Chordata; Actinopteri; Centropomidae. Gene Ontology annotation, biological process: G protein-coupled receptor signaling pathway.